AUGCCAGCUGGCAGUCCAUUCGUUAUGACAGCUGAGCAGAUUGCUAAGAUCUGCCAGGACGCAGUAUCAAAUGCCCUGGCUACUUUCUCAAAUGACGCGGAGGUUAUUGGAGACAGUGAUAUAUUGCUCAAGAGGGGAAAGAUACUCCAAUCCUUUGUGAGGAAAGUCAGAACAUCAAUUGGAACUCUGGAACUGGAUAGCGCACCUCUCUUAUGGGAGAAAGUUAAACCGGUAUACGCAGUCUCAUUGGCGGAGAAAUAUCUUUCAAAUGGCAAGGAGGAUAUCGUCCAUGACAGUUCCCUUUUUGGCUUAAAGGAUUUCCAGAAAGCUCUUAUUCUCACCUUGAAGCCAGAGCUGCUCAUUACAUUACGGAAUCCUAUGAAUACACCAGAGAUCCCACUGCUGCGGCAGUGGGAUCCCAAGCGAACGUUAAAAUCAAUGAUUCAACUACGGUAUGACAGGUCUAGUCAACCCAUUGAACAGACCAGCUCUCCUAUUAUCAAGAUAUUGGCUCAAUGGCAUGUCGACCAAGGACACAUUCGUGUUGAUGCCAUAAUUGCUCUUGCUAAGGCUCUGGAUUUGGGCGUACGGAUCAAGGGCCUCAAAUCAAAACACCUAGAUACCAUGAUUUAA
This is a messenger RNA of Paracoccidioides lutzii Pb01, 633 nucleotides long. RefSeq lists its product as hypothetical. The coding region runs from base 1 to 633 and encodes 210 amino acids. The transcript has 5 exons. The record is from RefSeq and is a predicted model, not a curated record.